GCAUGGCAACCGAUGCUUUACGGAGCUCCAUCUUUGAGUGUAACAGGACGCAAAGUUACUUGUUUUACAAGUCCUGUUAGAAAUUUUGACGGUUUUGCAAAAUGAUGAAAACAAGGCAACAGCAGCCGUGUUUGAAUAAGGUAAAACAACCAGGAAAAGUAGUCUGUCUGAGAGAAAGAGUACCUUUCUCUCAUGAAGUAGAAAUAUUUCAAAAAAACAACCUAACGAAACCUGAACCCCCUUGUGCUGGGGCUUUUAAAGAACGAAACACAGGUGGCACUUCUUUUAAGAAAUUCUAUGAGCGAGGGGACUUCCCCAUAGCUUUAGAGCAUGAUACCAAAGGAAACAAAAUUGCAUGGAAGGUGGAAAUAGAAAAACUUGACUACCACCACUAUCUUCCUCUGUUUUUUGAUGGUCUGUGUGAAACCACUCACCCUUAUGAGUUCUUUGCCAGACAAGGUGUUCAUGACAUGUUGGAGCAUGGAGGCACAAAAAUACUGCCUGUCAUUCCACAGCUUAUUAUCCCCAUUAAAAAUGCUUUGAACACACGCAACCACAAAGUGUUGUGCACAACACUGAAAGUACUUCAACAUUUAGUUGUUUCUGCUGACAUGGUUGGUGAAGCCUUGGUACCUUAUUAUAGACAGAUUCUUCCUGUGAUGAACAUCUUCAAAAACAAAAACUUGAAUUCAGGGGAUGGCAUUGACUACAGUCAGCAAAAGCGAGAAAAUGUUGGCGAUCUAAUUCAAGAGACUUUGGAAGCUUUUGAAAAGUUUGGUGGCGAGGAUGCUUUUAUUAAUAUCAAAUACAUGGUUCCCACAUAUGAAUCAUGCAUGCUCAAUUAAAUAUUUAAGCUCAACAGAUAUUGAUAAGAAAUUUUUAAGAUUCAUCAAAAUGGACACUGAAAGAAAAAUAUUAAGGUUGUGCUUGAUUGAUCUAAGUAUUAAUGUUUUUCAGUAUUGUGGAAAAAGAUAAGCAUUGUAAUCUGUUUGAGUAUUUAGUUCUUGUUUUGAAAAGCAAUCUAUUCAAUAUAAAUAUUCAGUUUUUUCUUAGAAAAGCAAUCUAUUGAAUGCGAAUAUUUAGUUUCCCCAAAAAAGCUAUCUAUUCAGUAUGAAUAUUUAGUUGUUUAAGAAAAGCAAUCUAUUUUGUAUGAGCUGUUUAUCAAGCAUUGUGAUACACUUUUAAUUUUGUCCCUGUAAUAACUAUCUGUUGGCUAUGCAAUCAAUAUAAGUUCCAUUCUCCAUCUAGCUGGGUUAACAUGCACCACAUGUCAAGUCAGCUGAUUGUAUAAAAUGUUGUACUUAACCUGUUGCCUGUUUGAUACAUUAGGAUUUACUGCUGAUAAUUAUGCAACUAAUUUUUUUUUAUUUGGGCCAGCAAUGAAAUUGUAUCAACACUAAGAAACUGGCUGUACAGUUUGUAUUUUUUUAUAGUUGGUCAGUGUUGAAACUGGAUAUUUGUAACAUCACUUCCAAGUUAAAUAGAGCAGCCGUUGUUUCCCUACAUUGUAAUGACAAUUUUCAGCAAGUGCUAUAACAUCAGUCUCACAUUUUUAUUUCAAACUUUGGACCUUAACUGCUGAUUGAUUUAUUGCAUUCACUUUUAUUGGCUUGUGUGGAUGGAAAAAAAUUCAGUUUAUAAAAGUAUAACAAUAAAGUGUAUAUAAUACA
Messenger RNA from Physella acuta, 1670 nucleotides. RefSeq names its product parkin coregulated gene protein. Lineage: Eukaryota; Metazoa; Mollusca; Gastropoda; Physidae. The record is from RefSeq and is a predicted model, not a curated record. Gene Ontology annotation, molecular function: Hsp70 protein binding; Hsp90 protein binding.